UGCCACAUGCAAUUCAACUGCAAUUUGCGGUUGCAACAAUGUAGUUGUUGUUGUUGUUGUUGUAAUGAAAGCAAGUCUUACCCAUAAAACUUAUUUGUUUACUGCGUGAGGAACUGUGACCCCUGAGAAAUCUGAAACCCGAUAAUCUGAAAUGCGCUCGCUGAUAAGACAAACCGAAACGAACAGGCGACAAGCGAAGCGAGGGAUUAGCGUAGCCGAUAGAGCAGAGCAGCAAACGAGCGUUGUACCAAUGACUUUGGCAACAGAAGCUAUAGAUAGGCCUGUUAUGUGCGCUGGCCAGUCAGUUGCAUGGCGCAAGCGUUUGCGUUACUAACGGUUAAGACUUUGGGAAAAAAACUUGUGCGUUUUUACAGCGAUCAGCCGUACGGAAAGAUGAGCGUGGAGGCGAAAGUAAUAUCGGGCACAGCCGUGGCCAAAAACAUACGCGAGGAACUGCGUCGGGAAGUGAGCGCUUUGCGUGAGCGUGGACCACAGUUUGUGCCUGGCUUGCGCAUUGUGCAGGUGGGCGGACGCGAGGACUCCAAUGUCUACAUACGCAUGAAGAUUAAGGCUGCUACGGAAAUUGGCAUUGAGGCUCAGCAUGUGAAAUUGCCACGUUCCAUAACCGAAAUCGAGCUGCUUGAUAAGCUGAAUGAGCUCAACAAUGAUCCUCAGGUGCAUGGCAUCAUAGUGCAAAUGCCGCUGGACUGUGAUACAAAGAUAGACUCUCAUCGUAUAACAGAUGCAGUGUCGCCGUCGAAGGAUGUGGAUGGCUUGCAUACAGUGAACGAAGGUCGCCUGGCUACGGGAGAUCUGAAUGGCUUCUUGCCCUGCACGCCUUGGGGCUGCCUGGAGCUUAUAAGACGCACUGGUGUAGAGAUUGCUGGAGCGAAUGCUGUGGUGCUAGGACGCAGCAAAAUUGUCGGCACACCUGCUGCCGAGCUGCUCAAGUGGGCCAAUGCAACGGUCACGGUGUGCCACUCGAAGACGCGUCAGCUGGAGCAGAUUACACGCAGCGCGGAUAUUCUUGUUGUUGGCAUUGGUGUCGCCGAGAUGGUCAAGGGCUCUUGGAUCAAGCCCGGCGCUGUGGUCAUAGACUGCGGCAUCAAUGUUAAGCCAGAUUCAACCAAGGCGAGCGGCACACGUUUGGUGGGCGACGUGGACUACGAGCAGGCUAAGCUGGUGGCGGGUUACAUAACUCCUGUGCCUGGUGGUGUUGGUCCUAUGACUGUAGCCAUGUUAAUGAAAAAUACUGUUACUUCAGCAGCACGCGCUGCAGUGCGUCUAACUCGCACCAACUGGAAUCUGCAGCCAUUGCCAUUGAAGCUGCAGCAACCCGUGCCCAGCGAUAUUGUCAUUGCUCGCGCCCAAAGGCCCAAGGACAUCAGUCAGCUGGCAGCAGAGAUUGGCUUGGAGCCCAAUGAAGUAUCGCUGUAUGGCAAUAAGAAGGCCAAGAUUGCCUUAAGCGUGCUGCAGCGUCUGGGUGAGCGUCAGCUUGGCAACUAUGUGGUGGUUGCUGGCAUUACGCCCACGCCGCUGGGCGAGGGCAAGACUACCACGUUGAUGGGUCUGGUGCAGGCUCUCGGCGCGCACAAGGAACGCAAUACCAUUGCUGCACUGCGUCAACCCUCGCAGGGACCUACGUUUGGCAUUAAAGGCGGCGCUGCCGGCGGUGGCUACUCACAGGUUAUACCCAUGGAGGAGUUUAAUUUGCAUUUGACGGGUGAUAUACACGCCGUAUCGGCAGCAAACAAUCUGCUGGCGGCGCAGCUGGAUACGCGCAUCUUCCAUGAAGCCACGCAGCAAAGUAAGGCGCUGUACGACCGUCUCGUGCCUAGGAUUAAGGGUCAGCGAAAGUUCAGCGCCAUACAGCUGAGACGCUUGCAGCGUUUGGGGAUUGAUAAAACAGAUCCGGAUGCACUCAGCGAGGAGGAGUACACAGCCUUUGCGCGUCUCAACAUUGACACAGACACCAUUAUGUGGGAGCGUGUGGUGGACAUGAAUGAUAGAUAUCUGCGCGCCAUUACCAUUGGUGAGUCCAGCAGUGAGAAGGGCUUGAGUCGCAAGACUAGAUUCUCCAUUGCCGUGGCCAGCGAGAUUAUGGCUGUGUUGGCUUUGUCGCGUUGCCUGGCGGACAUGAAGGAGCGCCUGUCCAAAAUGGUGGUGGCUUUUGACAAAAGCGGUCAGCCUGUUACGGCGGAUGAUCUGGGCGUCACUGGUGCCUUGGCUGUGCUCUUGAAGGAUGCGCUGGAGCCUAAUCUUAUGCAAUCGCUGGAGGGCACACCUGUGCUAGUGCAUGCAGGUCCCUUUGCCAACAUUGCGCAUGGCUGCAAUUCCAUUAUCGCUGAUGAGAUUGGUCUCAAGCUGGUGGGUCCCGAUGGCUUUGUCUGUACUGAGGCAGGCUUCGGUUCUGAUAUCGGCAUGGAAAAGUUCUGCAACAUCAAAUGCCGCAACUCGGGCCGUGAACCCAAUGCUAUGGUGCUGGUGGCCACAGUCAGAGCUAUUAAGAUGCAUGGUGGUGGUGCACCCGUGACACCCGGAGCGCCGCUUAAUAAGCAAUACACGGAGGAGAAUCUGGAGCUGUUGGAGAAGGGCUUGCCCAAUCUGCUGCAGCAUAUAUCAAAUGGUCGCUCCUUUGGCAUGCCUGUUGUGGUUUGCAUUAAUAAGCAUAUGUCUGAUACUAAGGCAGAGCAUGAGCUGCUUAAGCAGGCAGCGCUUAAGGCGGGCGCUUUUGCUGCUGUGGUGUCCACGCACUGGGAGCAAGGCGGUGCUGGUGCUGUGGAGCUGGCGGAGGCGGUCAUAGCUGCUUGUCAGCAAAAGAAGCAGUUCAAGUUAUUAUAUGACCUGGAGCUGCCUUUGCAGGACAAGAUGCAGAAGAUAGCGCAGACCAUGUAUGGCGCAGGCAAGGUGGUGUUGUCCGAGCAGGCGCAGCGUAAGGUGGAGAUGCUAACGCAAGCGGGCUUUGGUAAACUCCCUGUCUGCAUGUCCAAGACAUCCGCCUCGGUGACAGGCGAUGAUAAGAUCAAGGGCGCACCAAAGGGCUUUACAUUGAAUGUGCAGGACGUUUAUGUAUCCGCUGGCGCCGGUUUUGUAGUCGCCAUGUGUGGCGAGAUUACCAAAAUGCCUGGACUGGCAACGCGUCCUGCCAUAUAUGACAUUGAUUUGAAUACAGAAACUGGACAAAUUGAGGGCUUAUUUUAAACACAUUAUAUAUUUUUAGACUCUACAAUGCAUUUAAAGCGUGCCUCACUACAGACAAUUUUAAAUAAAAGCAUUUUACUGUAAACAUAACAAA
This is a messenger RNA of Drosophila busckii, 3295 nucleotides long. RefSeq names its product C-1-tetrahydrofolate synthase, cytoplasmic (gene pug). Lineage: Eukaryota; Metazoa; Arthropoda; Insecta; Diptera; Drosophilidae. The transcript is spliced from 5 exons. Gene Ontology annotation, molecular function: formate-tetrahydrofolate ligase activity; methenyltetrahydrofolate cyclohydrolase activity; methylenetetrahydrofolate dehydrogenase (NADP+) activity. Gene Ontology annotation, cellular component: cytosol. The record is from RefSeq and is a predicted model, not a curated record. The coding region runs from base 310 to 3201 and encodes 963 amino acids. Gene Ontology annotation, biological process: tetrahydrofolate interconversion.